Messenger RNA from Pristis pectinata (smalltooth sawfish), 5214 nucleotides. RefSeq names its product structural maintenance of chromosomes 2 (gene smc2). The record is from RefSeq and is a predicted model, not a curated record. The transcript is spliced from 24 exons. Gene Ontology annotation, molecular function: ATP hydrolysis activity; ATP binding; protein binding. Gene Ontology annotation, cellular component: chromosome. Gene Ontology annotation, biological process: chromosome organization. Bases 296 to 3904 code for a protein of 1202 amino acids. NCBI's taxonomy places the organism in Eukaryota, Metazoa, Chordata, Chondrichthyes, Rhinopristiformes, Pristidae.
UUUGCCUGCAGUGGGUGUAAUUUUUGUGAUAAGGAAGGAAAAUAUUUUUAAUAACUAUCCAAUACGGCUCUAAAUACAAUAAUUCCCGCAAUUUGCAUUGGAAGCAAAUGCAUGGUUAUAUGGAGAGAGCAUAACGUCACGGAUGAUGCCUCUGAGUUAACGGUCGGUAAUUGGCGCCAAAAUUCAAAGUGAGUGGAAGGCGCUCGAGCGGUGCUCUGGGUCCGUCUUUUAGACCAAGAGAUCCGAAAUAAAUCGUGAAACAAAACUUUGAUCGGCGACACAGCCUAAAGGGAAGAUGUACAUCAAGUCGAUAAUCAUUGACGGCUUCAAGUCGUACGCGCAGAGGACGGAGAUCAACGGCUUCGACCCGCUCUUUAACGCCAUUACAGGCCUGAACGGCAGCGGCAAGUCCAACAUCUUGGACUCCAUCUGCUUCCUGCUGGGCAUCAGCAACCUGUCGCAGGUGCGAGCCUCAAAUCUUCAGGAUUUGGUCUACAAAAAUGGACAAGCAGGGAUUACAAAAGCCACUGUUUCAAUUACCUUUGACAACAGUGACAAAAAACAAAGUCCUCUGGGCUUUGAGACUCAUGAUGAGAUUACAGUUUCAAGACAGGUGAUAAUUGGUGGGAGAAACAAGUACCUAAUUAAUGGUGUGAAUGCAAACAACACCAGAGUGCAAGAUCUCUUCUGUUCAGUUGGUCUGAAUGUCAACAAUCCUCACUUCCUCAUUAUGCAGGGUCGUAUCACAAAGGUUUUGAACAUGAAACCCCCGGAGAUCUUAUCACUGAUUGAAGAAGCAGCAGGGACCAGAAUGUAUGAAUGUAAGAAGUUAGCUGCCCAGAAAACAAUUGAAAAAAAGGAGGCCAAGUUGAAAGAAAUCCACACGAUUUUGGAAGAGGAAAUUACUCCCACUCUUCAGAAACUGAAGGAGGAAAGAUCCUCUUAUCUGGAAUUCCAGAAAAUAGUACGUGAGAUAGAGCAUCUUACUCGUCUGUAUGUUGCAUAUCAAUUUGUAUGUGCGGAGGAGACCAAGCUGCGCUCUGCGGAAGAUCUAAAGAAGAUGCAAGACAGUAUUGUAGGACUUCAGGAAACCAUUGCAGAGAAUGAAAAGAAAGUGAAGGAAAUCAGCAAAGAAGUCUGUGAGCUGGAGAAGAUCCGAGAUAAGGAAAUUGGUGGAGUGCUUCAGUCCUUGGAAGAGGCAGUUGCUGAUGCUCAUCGUAUAGAUGCCAAAGUGCAAAGUACACUUGAUUCCAAGAAAGACAAUCUCAAAGCUGAAGAAAAGAAACGGAAAACACUUGUCAAAAGUAUGGAGGAGGAUGGUAAUGCUCUUGCAGCUAAAGAAAAGGAAGUGAGGAAGAUUUCUGACGAAUUGAACUCUCUACAGGAGACUAGCCAGAAAGAUGCUAAGGCUCUGGUCAUUGCUCAGCAGCACUUCAAUGCAGUUUCUGCUGGUCUCUCCAGUAAUGAGGAUGGGGAGGCAGCCACACUCGCUGGCCAGAUGAUGGCUUGCAAAAAUGAUAUAAGCAAAGCAGAAACAGAGGCCAAACAGGCUCAAAUGAAAUUGAAACAUGCCCGGCAGGAAUUUAAAAGUAAACAGGCAGAAGCAAAGAAGGUAGACAGUGGAUACAAGAAAAACCAGGAGGCCUUUGAAGCUGUUAAAAAGAACAAAGAAAAAAUUGAAGCAGAAAUGCAGAAACUGAAUUAUGAAGAUGGGAAAGAAGAGAAACUUCUGGAAGAACGUCGAGAGCUGUCACAAGCUGUGAACAAAUUGAGAGAGUCUUAUGAAUCCUUGAUUGUGAAAUUCCCUAGUUUGAGUUUUGAAUACAAGGAUCCAGAAAAAAACUGGGACUCUAAUCGUGUGAAAGGUCUUGUUGCCACACUUCUUUCUGUGAAAGAUAUCUCCACAGCGACAGCUCUGGAAGUGGUUGCUGGAGGGCGGCUAUAUAAUGUUGUGGUGGACACAGAAGUAACUGGGAAAAAACUUUUAGAAAAGGGAGAGCUUAAGCGAAGAUACACCAUUAUACCACUCAACAAAAUCUCUGCCAAAUGUCUUAAUGAAAGUGUAGUUAAGGCAGCCAAAAAUCUGGUGGGUGCAGAUAAUGUGCACACGGCUUUAUCCUUGGUUGGAUACGAGCAUGAAUUAAAGAAAGCAAUGGAGUAUGUUUUUGGGUCUGUGUUGGUGUGUGACUGCUUGGAAAAUGCCAAGAAAGUGACCUUUGAUCCACGGAUUAUGACCAAGACGGUCACUAUUGGUGGUGAUACCUUUGACCCACAGGGUACAUUGACUGGAGGUGCUCGUAUGCAAUCUGCCUCUGUGCUAAUUAAACUUGGAGAGUUGAAGAAUAUCCAGGGUGAGCUCAAAACUAAACAAAAUGAGUUGCAGAAAGUGGAUAAGGAGCUGGGGAGUCUGAAGAAUACUGCAGAAAAGUACCGACAGUUGAAGUUACAAUGCGAGUUAAAAUCUCAAGAGGAGGAAUUACUGUUAGUAAAGCUUCAGCAGAGUUCUUACCACAAGCAGCAGGAAGAGCUUGAAUCCCUUCAAAAAACUAUAGCCGAAUGUGAAGAAACACUUAACAAAACGAAAGAAGUGCAAAAGAAGGUUGAAGAAAAGUAUGCAGUCUUGGAAAAUAAGAUGAAAAAUGCUGAUGCUGAGAGGGAAAAAGAAUUGAAGGAAGCUCAGAAGAAACUUGAUGAUGCCAAAAAGAAGGCUGACAUAUCCACUAAGAAAACAAAGGAAAAAAAACAGGAAGUGGAUGCUUUACUUUUAGAACUAGAGGCAUUGAAGAAUGAGCAGACUGGGUAUGAAGAGCAGAUUGAGACUGUGGAUGCAGCCAUCAAAUCCUACAAAGAACAGAUUGAAAACAUGGCUGAAGAAGUGGCAAAUAAUAAGGAAGCUGUGAAGAAGGCACAGGAUAAGCUGGCUAAACAAAAGGAAGCAAUAAAGUCUCAGAACAAGGAAAUUCAAAUCAAAAACAAUUCUAUAUCAGAAUUAGUAAAACAGAAGAAUGAAGCUCAGUUGAAAAUCCAGGAACUGGAACACAACAUUAAUAAGCAUAAACGUGACACUUCUGAUGCUGCUGCUAAAGUGACUCGGAUGCAGAAAGAGUACGAAUGGAUUAAUUCUGAAAAACAUCUCUUUGGCCAGACUAACACAGUCUAUGAUUUUAAAGCAAAUUGUCCUAAAGAAGCAGGCCAGCGGCUGCAGGAACUACAGCAAAAGAAAGAUAAACUUGGCAAAAAUGUUAAUGUGAGGGCAAUGAACAUGUUGAGCCAGGCUGAGGAGCGGUACAAUGAUUUAAUGAAGAAGAAAAGAAUAGUGACAAACGACAAGUCAAAAAUUCUUUCAACUAUUGAAGAGCUAGAUAAGAAGAAAAAUGAAGCUUUGAAUGUAGCUUGGAAACAGGUAAACCAAGACUUUGGCUCCAUUUUCUCCACCUUGCUUCCUGGAGCAAAUGCCAUGUUAGUUCCUCCUGAAGGCAAGACUAUUCUAGAUGGAGUAGAAUUCAAAGUAGCUCUUGGAGAUGCUUGGAAGGAGAACCUCACUGAACUUAGUGGUGGUCAAAGGUCACUGGUGGCACUCUCUCUGAUUCUGGCCAUGCUGCUUUUCAAACCUGCUCCAAUUUAUAUUCUGGAUGAAGUAGAUGCAGCCUUGGACCUCUCUCAUACACAGAACAUCGGGCAGAUGCUGCGAACACAUUUCCGGCAUUCUCAGUUUAUCGUUGUGUCGUUGAAAGAUGGUAUGUUCAGUAAUGCCAACACUUUAUUCAAAACAAAGUUUGUGGAUGGCGUGUCAACUGUCACAAGAUUUGCUCAGAGUCAGAAUGGUUCAGUCACACCCAAGCAUCUUCCUGGCCAACCGGAUAAAGCAAAAACAAAAGACAAGAGGAACAGACUACAAAUAUAGGGCUACAUAGCUUGUCCAAGUUAUGGCAGUAUAGAAAUAUGUACACUGUCAUACAUGUAUGUAAUAUUGUACAGCAAAGUUCUAUUCUUUCCCUUUAUAUUUUUCUGAACUCUUUUCACAUUUUCAAUAUUUCUAAUAAACUUUUGAAUGGUGUUUUUAUUCUAUAAUUAUGUAAACUUUUCAUCUACAACUGUAACCUGUUAGAAAUAAAUCUAUUAUAGUUUAAAAUGAUCGGAAAGUAAAGGAAUGAUAUACACCUUUAAUUUAUCUUUUUGAUUUAUUGUCUCCUGACUUGGUUUACGUUGCAUCAAAUGUUUCUUUCUCACUCAGCACUAUUAGGCUGCAAGUUCCACAUUUGAUAUUGCUACUUACCAAUAAGGCUUAGCUAGCACUUUUCAUGUUCCUUAGCAGGAUAUGUGGUGAAACCUGUCAUUUGGCAAUGAAUCCUUUUUGACUUUGUGGCACCAAUUUUCUAUUUAAUGGAGUACUAUUAUGAUAAUGUUCCUAUCAACUCCAGGUAUCCCUCCCCACACUUAAAUCUGGAUUCACCACAGUAUUGAACUUGAACUUUUUAGAUGUCGUCAGUUACAGAAUUCCUUACCUCCCAUAUCUUAGUAUCUGCUAUGAUUUUCUGAUAUCUAAAACCAAUGCUGUCUCACCUGAUUAAUUUAUUCUCCUAAUUUGUUGUUUUACCUCUGAGUGGUUGAAGCUGCAACAUUGCUGCUUGAUGUAUAAAAAUUUCACAUCCAUUUUGUUGUGGAUUAAUAUCAUAUAAACAAUGUGGAUCAGACAUUGAAGAAAUACUUCCACUGUGUGGUUUGCUGGUUGCCUUUAGGACUUAAAUUUGCACUAGCCAAAUAAAAUGCCACUUUUAAAGAAAAUUUGAGGUACAAAAAUCACUAGCCCUUAAAUUAUUGAAUGAACAACUUGUUUCAAUAAUUAUUUUCUUUAGUCUAUUUCAGGUUUUCUGACUGAGUUAUGGAUGUUUGUUAGAUAUUUCAGCCUUCAUCUAAAGAUUGAGUUGCUUGGAACUGUGAAGUAGGGUGCUUUCCUAUUUGCUUUUUUUUUCCAUCUUACAACUAAGUAGCAUAGAAUUAUGGUUGGAGAAAUUGUAUUCUGUAUUUCAUAGUACAUCAAUAUGGCUGUCAAAUAUUUAUCUAUAAGUUGUGUUUUCACCAGAAGUGUUUUGCCUCCAAGAUUGAAGUAACCAUUUUAAAUAGUAAUAACAUGGUGCAGUUAUACUCCUGAAUGCUAUUAAUGUAUAUCCAUUGCUUUUUUGUUAAAAUGAGAGUUGGGUGUACUUAUUGAAA